Molecule: messenger RNA, 948 nt
Organism: Paramuricea clavata
Lineage: Eukaryota; Metazoa; Cnidaria; Anthozoa; Malacalcyonacea; Plexauridae
Source: the annotation of a GenBank genome assembly
AUGGCUUCACAGUGUGAUAACGACUGGCAGUCUACCAACAAGACAGCCUUGGAAAGAAACACUUAUGUGUUUAACAAUUCAUUGAUGUGCGACAUCACAUUUACUUGUGGAGAAUCAAAGCGAAAGCAUUUCCACGUCCAUAAAUAUGUUCUAGCCACGAGCAAUGUUGUCUUCCAAUCUAUGUUUUACGGAAAGCUAGCUGAGAAAGCCUCCGUCAUUCACCUUCCUGACACCGAUGAAGUCAGUCUUCAAGAGUUUUUUCGUUUUUUGUACACCGACAAUUGUACAAUUACACCUAAAAAUGUGAGAGUGUUGAUGUACUUGGGCCGGAAAUACAUUGUUCCUUCUUUGAUGGAAAGAUGCGUCGAUGCUCUACAUGAAUGCAUGCAGCCAGAUAAGGUACUUGAACUUCUUGAAGAAGCGAUAUAUUUUAACGAGAAGGAGCUGAAGAAGAAAUGCUGGGAAGUCAUUGAUGUGCAGACAAGUGACGUCGUGUCCUCAGAUGCCUUUUGUGAUAUCAGUCAGGCGACGUUAAUUAACUUAUUAAAACGAGAUACGCUUCACAUCGCGGAAGUAGAUUUAUUUAAAGCUGUUUUAAAAUGGUCCGAAAGUCAAUGUUCAAAGAAUGGCGUACAGGCAACUGGUCGAAAUAAAAGAGCAGUUCUCAAUAAUGCUCUCUACGAAAUCCGUUUACUCUUGAUGUCACAAAAAGAGUUUACCCAACAUGUCUCCUCGUCUGGAUUGCUCACGGCUGAAAAAAUUGUACAAAUAUAUGGUGAAUUUAAUAACGACUCUUCUCGUGUACCUGUAAGGCGACGAGGAAAGCAGGUCAAACAUCAAUUGCCCAUACAAAGGCUUACAAGUUUUGUUAAAUUUUUUAUUCCUCUAAUGUUGUAUAUAAAGUCGUGCGUUUUGAUUACUUAUAAUCUUAUUGCUCAUAUUCCCUGA